AUGAUUCGACAGGCAGAUAGCUCGUCUGCAGAGGGUGAAAGCAGCGCUCCUGCUGCGCACGCUUCGCAUGCUAGUCAGUCCUCGAAUCGCCCUGUCGUGCCCAUCGUGUCGCAGCCUAUAAGCAAGCCCAUCGAACUACCGCCACAAUACCGUCCGAGGAAGCCACGAAAACAAGUCAACGUCGCUUGUCAGCCUUCGCCAUGCUCUCGAUGUGUGGCAGAAGGCAACGAAUGCAUCUUUGACGGACGAAAAGAUGCACAAGAACGCAACAGGGAGCUUCGAAAUAGCGAAAAGGCACUGUCGAAAGUGUUUCGCGUGCUGAAGAAACUCGAGGCCGGCGACUCGUCUUCGAAUGCCGCAUUCGCUCAGAUCAGACAACUGGCAGAAAACAACAGCGAGUUUUCUUCGUUCGCGCGGUCAAUUCUCAACAACGCACGUUCUUAUUCUGGACAGGCGAAUAUAGGCUUGAACUCCGACUUUGGCAAUCUACCAUUUUCGAGUGCCAUCAAGGCGAAUGGCUACCCUGCACACAUUCAACAUCAACAACUACAAAAUCUCAGCACCUCUGCGGAGUAUAGCAUGCUACCACUUCAUUCGUUCGAACAAGAAGCACUUGGCAGAGCAUACCUGAGUUUCAGGGACGCGACGCUGCAGAUGAUCGUUGAUGGACUGCCCGCCCGAGACGUUCUUGGGCCACCAGACUAUAUAAACCUGGAUCUUUACUUCCGUGAGCGGUUGCCUACAGAUGGACACUCAGUCAGUACGUUUGUUUGCGAGAUCAUGAAAAGUCUUGCGAAUCCAGAUAUGUACGCAAAGUUGGCUACCAUGGUUUUGUUAGCGCCAUUGAUGAGAAACACUAUCGAAGGAUACCAGCACUCAUGCGACCCUUACCCAGUCAGAGAUUCAUACCACACAGCCCAGCUCUCGACCUUGCACCUCACAAUCCGUGGUGUGCUAAUGACAGCCUUCAACGAAGAAUGGCUUACGCCAGAAAACCAAAUCACGGCAGCCCCAGUAAUAAACUGGCCUUACGAGCUAGAUAAAGCAGUCUACCACGACAAAGUCGCUGGUUGUCUGCGCUUCACAAAACAUUUCGAAGAUCACGUGUGUGAUCCAAACAAUUGGACGUUCUCAAAACGCGUGCUUGAGGUCUUCCCGAGCAUACAAGAUCAUGGUGCCAUCAUCAAACCCAGACCUGGCGAAGACUGA
Messenger RNA from Aureobasidium musti, 1209 nucleotides. The record is from the annotation of a GenBank genome assembly. Lineage: Eukaryota; Fungi; Ascomycota; Dothideomycetes; Dothideales; Saccotheciaceae.